AUGGACUAUUACGAAGAGAAGGAGAAAGAUUGGAGGACCGAGCGUGAAAUGAGGUUGCUAGCUAUGAAUGAAGAGAUCAUGAGGAUCAAAGAAUCUCAUGGAGAGAGGGACCAUGAUGGUUUAGGGUACAAUGACUUAUGUGUUCACCCUGGAGUAGAUCUACCAAAAUGGUACAAAGUCCCCAAGUUUGAAGUGCUUGAUAGUGCUGGGAAUCCAAUGUCCUAUUUGAGGAGGUACUGUGAGCAACUGGUAGGGAUUGGGAAAAAUGAGGUGUUAUUGAUACGCCUAUUCAUCCGAAGUUUAAGUGGUGAAGCUUUAGAGUGGUUCAUGUCUCAGCAGCCAAAAAAAUGGACUGGUUGGAAAGCAUUGGCCAAGGGUUUCCUCGACAGAUUCGCAUUUAACAUUGAAAUUGUCCCGGACCGGAAGGAAGCUGCCAAAGUGCAACCCCCCAUGUCCGAGGAAGAAAUGGUAUCUGUGUUCUCUCGUGCUCAAGAAGGAGAAUAUUGUACCAGGAUGGUGUCUGCUGUCAAGGAAACUUUUGCAGAUUUGGUAAAAAUCAGGGAAUCACUGGAAGAAGGUAUUCGUACUGGAAAAAUUAUCACGACCCCAACAUCAUCCGAAACUGCUAUGUUCUCAAAGAAGAAAAAGAAGGAUGUAGGCAUGAUUUCUGCUGAUUCUAUUGCAAAAAUAAAAAAGACGUUCAACACUAGGAACAUUUUCUCUUCUCCGCCAUUAUAA
This is a messenger RNA of Capsicum annuum, 738 nucleotides long. RefSeq lists its product as uncharacterized. Lineage: Eukaryota; Viridiplantae; Streptophyta; Magnoliopsida; Solanales; Solanaceae. Bases 1 to 738 code for a protein of 245 amino acids. The record is from RefSeq and is a predicted model, not a curated record. The transcript is spliced from 2 exons.